Messenger RNA from Melampsora larici-populina 98AG31, 363 nucleotides. RefSeq lists its product as uncharacterized. The transcript is spliced from 2 exons. Lineage: Eukaryota; Fungi; Basidiomycota; Pucciniomycetes; Pucciniales; Melampsoraceae. The record is from RefSeq and is a predicted model, not a curated record. Bases 1 to 363 code for a protein of 120 amino acids.
AUGCAUGAUGCUUCCAUCAUUGAUACUCCUGUUGUGUUAUCUGAAAACAAAGUCUUGGAAGACGUCUCAACUUGGAUGACUGGAAGCUAUGAUGUUAUGUACAAUCUCAGUCCAAAAAAUUCUUUUGAAGAUGCUGUGGCCGCAGCCGCAGAGGCCACAGAUGAACAGCUGCAAACGGAUGAUCUUCUCUCUACUAUACCAGAAGAUAUUGAUCAACAGAUAUUCAAUAACACCGCUAUGUCUUUUUCAACCCUUGUUGGUCCCAAUGAUUCAAGCUUGUCUGCAGCACGCAGUGAAGCUGCACUGGCUGACUUGGCCGGAGAUGACCACAAUAUCAAUACAGUAGUAUUGAAGGUGGCAUGA